AUGGCGAGAUCACUCUGGACACAUAACACCCCCCCCCCCCCUCUCGGGGGGAACCUAUCGCCUCAAAACAAACAAGACACAAAGAAACCUAAGACACAAAUAAAUAAUGAACAAGCAACACGCCUCCGCACCAUCCACCUCAGCACCCUCCACACCCCAGCGCCGCCACCUCUUCCCAGCCACGACCCCACGCUGCCUCCCAGACACUACACUGCACAGAUUCACGCCCCAUAUCACGCCGCUGAAAAUGCCGCCGAUUCGUCCGCUACCAUCGGCGGUGCGGGGUGCCGCGUCGGGGAGCGGGUGAGGCAGUUGAAGGUGCCGCCGGUAAGGAUGAUGGGCUUGGUGGGCAUGUCGGGGUUGGGCUGUGGUGUGACAGUAAGGAGGGGGAGGGGUAAGGGGAGCCCGAGAUGGGUGGAGAGGGGGGAAGGUCGUGGCGGGUUGGUUGCAGGAGCGGUGGCAGGGGCUAGGGCCGGGGUGGAGAGUGGGGUGGAUUUGGAUGAUAGGGGUAGAGUGGAGGUGGCGAGUGAGGAGCGGUGA
Molecule: messenger RNA, 540 nt
Organism: Morchella importuna
Lineage: Eukaryota; Fungi; Ascomycota; Pezizomycetes; Pezizales; Morchellaceae
Exons: 2
Coding region: 1-540 (179 amino acids)
Source: RefSeq, a predicted model, not a curated record